GCCUGUGAUCCCUGUAGGAAGGGGAAACGACGAUGCGAUCGAGCUCUGCCUCGCUGUUCAUUGUGCGUUAGGAAAGGCGCACAAUGUGACUAUCUCUCGCGGCGUCGGACUCGUCAGAUACGGGGCGAGGGCCGCUUGGCUACUCCAAACACGCUGUCAAGCUCCAGUGCGAACAUCUCUCGCCCAGAUAGUCGAGUUGAUAGCCGACGGCCUCAGUCUAUUUCCUCUGUGACACCUGUGAUACCCGUGAUUCCUAUACCCUCCAAUGAAGCCGCCACAACGACUGCGAUAUACUUCAUCGCUCCGCACAUCUUUCGACAGGCACAGCUCGAGCUGCCCCGAAUUCAACCUACUAUACCGGCAGAUCUAUCGCCAUUCGAAAAUGAUCCCUCACGCAUCCGCAACAUUGCGUAUACUUUCUUCGAUUCGAUUCACUGGUGGAUGCCCAUCAUCUCUAAAAAGGGGUUCUUUGCGCAUCUGUUGAACCCCCUGUCGCAGCGACGGAGUGAACUUGGCCUGCUCAUCAUAUGCAUGCAGCUGUACUGCGCACCGGACCUCAACCCUGAGACGGGAGCACUUGAUGUUAGUGCACUGUAUCACAAUGCCAAGAGAUUGCAUUUCGAGAUGGAAGCUGCGGGCAUCUUGUCGUUGCGGGUGCUUCAGGCAGGCAUCUUGAUUGCGCUGUAUGAAGUUGGGCAAGCCAUCUAUCCAGCUGCAUAUCUGACAGUUGGAGCUUGUGCACGCUAUGGUAUAGCAAUUGGCGUGGAUAAUCUGAGAGAGGAAUCGUCAAGUGAAUACGGAAACCCGCGCUCAUUGUCCGAAGUUGACGAGCGGAGACGCGCGUGGUGGACAAUAUUAUUUCUGGACCGGUUUUUAAACAUUAGCAAUCCAAACAGACCCCUGGCGACAAAAAAUCCAACCUUUGACGACUUGCUUCCGAUUGACGAUAAAUUAUGGGAUGAUGGUACUGCGAAACCAAGCGAUGCUUUCAGCAUCUCUCAAGGAUUUUCUCUUGAGAUGGGCAUGUUUUCUAGACUUGGGCAGGCCACCUUUUUACUCAGCCAGGCUCUCGAUCUUGUUGGUCCAGAUAAUCACCAGAGCGUGAUGGAAAGGAAUCAGCAGAUAGCCCAACUAAGGCGAACUCUUCAUGCAUUGAUUACGGUCUCAAACGCCGAGGCCACUGCUAGAGAACUGAGGACAUGCUCUGGAUUCUGUCCCCAGCUAUCGAUUUGC
Molecule: messenger RNA, 1233 nt
Organism: Trichoderma virens Gv29-8
Lineage: Eukaryota; Fungi; Ascomycota; Sordariomycetes; Hypocreales; Hypocreaceae
Exons: 3
Biological process (GO): DNA-templated transcription; regulation of DNA-templated transcription
Cellular component (GO): nucleus
Molecular function (GO): DNA-binding transcription factor activity, RNA polymerase II-specific; zinc ion binding; DNA binding
Source: RefSeq, a predicted model, not a curated record